AUGGACUCUAGCAAGCAGCCCACGGCCUUUAUUGGUCUUGGGGCUAUGGGAUUUGGAAUGGCGACCAAUCUCGUUCGUCUUGGAUAUGCUGUCACGGGUUUCGAUGUUUAUGGGCCGACUCUGGACAAGUUCAAAGCAGCAGGAGGUCUCAUGGCGACAAAUCCAGCGGAAGCUGUCGCGAGCAAGGAGUUCUGUGUUGUCAUGGUUGCCACAGCGGAACAGGCGCAAGGCGUCUUGUUUGAAGGUGACGCUCCGGCCCUGUCGACCCUUCAGCAAGGAGCGGUGGUGCUGCUAUGCUCGACGGUACCAUGCGCUUAUGUUCAAGGUCUUCAGAAAGAGCUGGUUGCAAGAAAUCGCGAUGAUAUUGCUCUGGUGGAUUGUCCGGUGUCCGGAGGGGCUGCCAGAGCUGCGGCAGGUACUCUAUCGAUUAUGGCCGGCGCAGAAGAGGAAGCUAUCCGAAGGGGGUUUCACCUGUUGCAGGCCAUGUCGGACCCUGAGAAGCUUUACAUCGUCAAGGGCGGCAUCGGAGCUGGAAGCAACAUGAAAAUGUGCCAUCAGGUACUCGCGGCCAACCAGAUCCUAUCAUCGAGCGAAGCGUUGGGCUUUGCGACGCACCUGGGCUUGGAUCUCCCAAACACGGGCGAGAAAAUCAUCAAGUCAGAAGGUUGGAGUUGGAUGUUUGAGAACCGGCUACCACGCAUGCUGGACGCGCAAUUCGGACCUCUGGCUAGCGCGGUCACGAUCAUUCUCAAAGACACCAGCAUCAUCACCUCAGAAGCACGCCGGGCCGGAUUCCCCACUCCGAUGACCUCGACGGCGGAGCAGGCCUAUUUCACCGCCCUCGGGAAAGGCUACGGCCCGGACGACGAUGCCAGUCUCAUCCGACUCUACAUCGAAGGGGUGGGAAAGGUUGGACCGGUCAAGCCAACCGUCACGUCCGAGGAGAGCAAGCUAGGCUUCGUCGUCAGCCUACUUCGUGGCAUCCAUCUUUGCGCGGCAGCCGAGGCAAUUACAUUUGCGCUUUUUGUCGGUCUGGACUUGGAGCAGGUCUUUGAGCUUUGCAUCAACGCUGCCGGUGGGAGCAGCAUGCUUUCCGGCGAGGGCCGGCGCAUUGUGGAUGCUAUCGCGGCCGGAGGGUCGCCGCACGAUUGGGCUGCCUCCGGCAACGAGAGCCAACUCCAAACAAUGUCACACGAGCUUCAGGAGGCGGUCGACGAGGCGCAAAAACUGAAGCUACCACUGUUUCUCGGAACACAGGCUCUCAACUUGAUCAGGGGUGUUUUGCUAACUGCCGGACCCAAGGCGCCUGCGCCUGGCAUUUGUAGUGUUUUGUUGCAAUGA
Colletotrichum phormii is the source of this 1341-nucleotide messenger RNA. Its product is annotated as oxidoreductase. Gene Ontology annotation, molecular function: NAD binding; oxidoreductase activity; NADP binding. The record is from RefSeq and is a predicted model, not a curated record. The coding region runs from base 1 to 1341 and encodes 446 amino acids. The transcript is spliced from 2 exons. Lineage: Eukaryota; Fungi; Ascomycota; Sordariomycetes; Glomerellales; Glomerellaceae.